Pocillopora damicornis (cauliflower coral) is the source of this 1013-nucleotide messenger RNA. RefSeq names its product protein mago nashi homolog. Lineage: Eukaryota; Metazoa; Cnidaria; Anthozoa; Scleractinia; Pocilloporidae. Gene Ontology annotation, biological process: RNA splicing. Gene Ontology annotation, cellular component: catalytic step 2 spliceosome; exon-exon junction complex; nucleus. The record is from RefSeq and is a predicted model, not a curated record.
CCGUGCACGCUUCUAUUCAUCAUUUCAAAAUGGCGGACUUCUAUCUUCGCUACUACGUCGGACACAAAGGGAAAUUUGGCCACGAGUUUUUAGAAUUCGAGUUCCGACCUGAAGGCAAACUUCGGUAUGCAAACAACUCGAACUACAAGAAUGAUGUGAUGAUUCGCAAAGAGGCAUUUGUACACAAAUCUGUUAUGGAUGAACUUAAAAGGAUAAUUGAAGACAGUGAGAUACUGAAAGAAGACGACACCCUUUGGCCACAGCCAGACCGAGUUGGAAGACAGGUAGGAUUUUUUUGUAAUUUUUGGAAAGUAAGAGAUACUUUAAUUAAAAUAACUCCAACAUCAAUGUUUGUCUCUAUUCCAUACCAAAAUUUUCUAAUUUUUCUGCAGGAACUUGAAAUAGUGAUGGAUAAUCAGCAUAUUUCAUUUACAACUUCCAAGAUUGGGUCUCUUGUUGAUGUCAACCAGUGCAAAGACCCUGAUGGCCUAAGAAGUUUUUACUACUUGGUUCAAGACCUCAAGUGUAUGGUGUUUUCUCUAAUUGGUCUCCACUUCAAAAUCAAACCAAUCUAAAUGUUUUCUCAAUUUGUGUUAUAUACAACUUUGCAGCCAUAUCUUUGUUUCAUAAUUUUGAUCUUUCUUUCUUACAUAUUGUCAACUUGAGAAUUAAACUGUGGAACAUGAUAUAUUGCAGGUUGCAAGCAUGCUCCUCUUUGCUUUUUUGCUUUCCUUUUCUAAAACUUCAUAAAAGAAAUCUACUGAGAGUCAAAACUUUGUACAUAUUUUUCAGAAACUAGAUGAAAUAACCACCAUCAUCAAUUUUCGAAACUGUACCCUUGUGCUAUGCAUGUGCACCAUAGCUUUUGAACACUGUGAUAUUGGAUUUCAGCCCACAGUUAAAUAAUUUUCUUUAUAAACAAACCCUUCUCUUUUACUGAGUACAUAGUCAAAAAACUGUAUCUUUUGUUAGUUUGGUCACAGCAUUAAUAAAAUGUUUUUAUUUACAAAGCA